Messenger RNA from Lytechinus pictus (painted urchin), 1596 nucleotides. RefSeq lists its product as uncharacterized. The record is from RefSeq and is a predicted model, not a curated record. Bases 1 to 1596 code for a protein of 531 amino acids. The transcript has a single exon. NCBI's taxonomy places the organism in Eukaryota, Metazoa, Echinodermata, Echinoidea, Temnopleuroida, Toxopneustidae.
AUGGUCGAUGAUCGGGUCGUAGACAUUCGGAAGCUUGUUAGUGCUCUACAAGAAAUAGAGAGAGACGGUGGUAUCAACAGAGACGAAUAUCGCAGGUUAUACCCAACUACAGAUACCCCUCCUAAGUUUUAUGGUCUCCCUAAAAUCCAUAAACCGAACAUUCCACUUCGACCGAUUGUAAGUAGUAUUGGAUCAAUUACUUAUAACUGUGCCAAGCAUCUUGCCUACAUUAUGUCACCUUUAGUUGGUCAGACUUGUCACCAUGUAACUGAUUCUCAAUCUUUUGCUGAAUGUAUUAAGAAUACGCGUGUUGAGGAAGACGAGGAACUGAGAUCAUAUGACGUGACAGCUUUUUUCACUUCAGUUCCUAUUGACAAGGCCCUGAAGAUUAUCCAAUCCAAACUUCAGAGCGUGAACACUUGGAAAGAUAGGACUCGCUUAUCAGUGGACCACAUUGUGAAACUGUUGGAUGUUUGCCUGCGAUGUACUUAUUUUGUUCACAAUGGCAUAUAUUAUCAGCAGAUCCAUGGAGCAGCGAUGGGAUCGCCAAUUUCCCCCAUUGUUUGUAAUCUGUACAUGGAACAUUUUGAACAAUUAGCUCUUGAGUCAGCACCUCAUCCUCCAAUAUGGUGGUUUCGAUAUGUUGAUGAUACACACACUAAACUCAAGAAAGAAUUCUCGCAGGAAUUUACUGAUCAUCUGAACUUGAUUGAUCCGGACAUUCAAUUCACCACUGAAGGUGAGGAAGGACUGUCGCUGGCAUUUCUUGACACUUUGACGGUUAUUCAACCAGACGGCAACUUGGAUAUCAAAGUUUACCGUAAACCUACGCACACCGACCAAUACCUGAACUUUUCCUCUAAUCACCCACUUGAACAUAAGCUUGGUGUGACCAAGACUCUUUUCCAUCGAGCGGAAGCGGUUAUCACAGAUCCAGUCACCGUUUCUGAGGAAAAAGCGCACGUUAAACGGGCUCUCUCCAAGUGCGGCUAUCCUAGUUUGGUCUUCAACAAGAUCGAUAACUCAGCUAAAGGAAAGUCUCCGCCUAGAAAGGACAACCCCAAGCCACCCAAAGGACAGAUUGUACUUCCGUACGUUAAAGGAUUAUCGGAAGCCCUUCGUAGGAAUUUCAGACAAUUUGGCAUUAGGGUGUGCUACAAACCAACAAGGACCCUUAGACAGUAUUUGGUUGCGCCGAAAGAUAAGACAGAGAAGAAGGAUAUCACCGGUCCUAUUUAUUUGAUUCCUUGUCAAGGACAGACGACUAAGGAAUCUUAUAUAGGAGAAACAGAACGUUCCCUUAGGACAAGAUUCCUUGAACACCGACGCCCUAGCUCCACUUCCUCCGAGGUAUCUCAGCACAUCCACAUCGAAUCCCCUGGCCAUUGUGUUGACAUCAACAAGGUACAAGUGCUGGACAGGGAGCCGCGGUACUUCGAGAGAGGUGUGAAAGAGGCCAUCUACAUCCGGGCGUUCAGACCUUCUCUCAACAGAGACGGGGGGCGAUACAAGCUUCCGAAUGUCUACGACCCGAUCAUCGACCAUUACGUCACUAAGGUCAAAUCGGGUCACAUCGCUGACGAAGGUUGCAGUUAG